AUGGCCGGCUUCAAGCGCAAGUCCAACCCCAAAAGCGACGAGGUCGUUGCUAGUGACGACGACCGCCCCACUAAGCGCGGCAAGGGUGGUAAGUCGACGUUCCAAGCCUCGGUCGAACCCCAAAUCGACGACAAUGGCGACAAGUACUGGGAAAUCUCGAAGAUGCGACGCGUUACUGUCUCGGAAUUCAAGAAGAUGACCAUGAUCAACAUUCGCGAAUACUACGAGGCCAAUGGCAAGCAAUUACCAGGAAAGAAGGCACGAGGCAUUAGUCUCACGUUGGAACAAUAUUCUGCACUUAUCGCACUCAUGCCACAAAUCGAAGAUAUUCUCAGGGAGAAGGGCGAGGAUGUGCCUCGGCCAGACUAUGGUGCGAGCAAGCCUGCCCCUGCGGAGGGACAAGCUGAGAGUGAUGACGAUGCAGACGGGAAGGCACUCCAGAGGUCGAAUAUUGAAGCAACGAGCGAUGAGGACGAGGACUAA
This is a messenger RNA of Cyphellophora europaea CBS 101466, 483 nucleotides long. RefSeq lists its product as uncharacterized. Bases 1 to 483 code for a protein of 160 amino acids. Gene Ontology annotation, molecular function: transcription coactivator activity; DNA binding. Gene Ontology annotation, biological process: positive regulation of transcription initiation by RNA polymerase II. The record is from RefSeq and is a predicted model, not a curated record. Lineage: Eukaryota; Fungi; Ascomycota; Eurotiomycetes; Chaetothyriales; Cyphellophoraceae. The transcript has 2 exons.